Messenger RNA from Penicillium antarcticum, 924 nucleotides. Its product is annotated as putative cyclin-dependent protein kinase complex component. Lineage: Eukaryota; Fungi; Ascomycota; Eurotiomycetes; Eurotiales; Aspergillaceae. The record is from RefSeq and is a predicted model, not a curated record. Gene Ontology annotation, molecular function: protein kinase binding; cyclin-dependent protein serine/threonine kinase regulator activity. The transcript is spliced from 2 exons. Gene Ontology annotation, biological process: regulation of cyclin-dependent protein serine/threonine kinase activity. Gene Ontology annotation, cellular component: nucleus; cyclin-dependent protein kinase holoenzyme complex. The coding region runs from base 1 to 924 and encodes 307 amino acids.
AUGUCCACUCGCGGAGCCAUCAUUCACAAGGCUCAGGUGCACUCUCUCGCUCGCAUUCCCAACCCACGCAGCCUGCGCGCAAUGAACAUCCUGGCCAAAAUGGCCGCCGUCACACAAACGGAGUGCAUGCCCGAUGACACAGACGCCGACACCGACACGCGCGAGAAUACGAAUGUGAACGUGGACGUGAAUGCGACUGUGCGCCCGGCGCUCGCCAUGCUGAAUCUCGACUCGCCGGACGGUGUGAUCGGGGACGCUGAUCAUGCUGAUUCGCCGCGGAACCACGCCGCUGCCGUGUUUGGCAUUUCGCCUGAGGCUGCAGUUCACCUGCUUUGCUUUAAUGUUGAAGCUCUGGGUGCUCGGUAUAUUGAUAAGCCUUCAGGGACGGAUGGGUUGAAUUCGCAUAGCUCUACGCCGCUGGAGUGUGAGACGCCUGUGGGUGAGGGUCAGCUGGGCGUGCAGUCGAUCGGGUUGCAUGUGAAUGAUCCUAAUGACUUGCCUAACCCGGCACGCGCGACUGAGGAGGCGGUUCAGUUGGCUAUUCUGGCCAAGAAGUUUCUUUCCAAGAAGGUUCCUGCAUUUCCUUUGAAGGAGUAUCUGCUGAGGUUGCAUAAGUAUUGUCCUAUGUCUACGGCGGUGUAUCUCGCGGCCAGCGUGUAUAUAUCUAAGAUGACCUUGGAUGAGAAUGUUCUGAGGGUAAUGCCGAGGAAUGUGCAUAGGUUGGUGCUUGCUGGUAUCUGGGUUGCAUCCAAGGCCUUGGAGGACUUGAAGUAUUCGCAUAGCCGGGUUGCUAAAGUCGGUGGUGUCUCUGAACAGGAACUGUCGAAACUGGAGAUCAGUUUUUGUUUCUUAGCCAACUUUGAGUUGCGGGUUGAUGCACAGAUGCUUCUGAAUGAGACCUUGCGCUUCAAGUCUCCUGAAUAG